AUGUAAAAUCCCACGGAGACAGCGUUGAAAUCUUAUAUUAUUGUUUAAGCCACAUUUGCACUGAGAGCUCACAAGAGGUGUUUUUCACUGAUCGGAAGCAUUUUAGCCGGUCGAUGCUUUUUGAGGGGUCCUGCGAAUCUCUACGUACUCACUUUCAAACAGGAAACCAUCACUCUCAUCUGAAUACAAUUUUCUUGCAGCUUUAUUUUGUUAUUUCAAAAUGCUUUCAAUGUUUAAAUCCAUUCCGACACAUAUGGACUAUAAGGGACAGAAACUUGCUGAGCAAAUUUUCCAAGGAAUCAUUCUGGUGUCAGCGGUGAUCGGCUUCAUCUAUGGCUUAUUUAUUCAGCAGUUUGGAUGGACGGUUUACAUAAUGUUGGCUGGAUUCACAGUAUCCUGUUUGCUCACCCUGCCUCCCUGGCCGAUGUACAGAAAAAAUCCUCUGAGCUGGCAGCCGGCCAUGCCCGAGACACCUGGAGAAAACCGUGAGAAACCUCAAGAGAAUCCGAGUCAGAAGAAGAAGAAGCACAAGUGAUUCAUGGCAGUAUUUUAGUUUGGAUUUGGCACAGCAAAGCCAUAUAGAUAUACAGUAGAAACAAAAUCUAUAUGAAAACCCAUUCAUUUUUGUCACUGUUUGAACAUUCAAUAUAUGUAAUAAAGAACUCUUUGGUA
This is a messenger RNA of Megalobrama amblycephala (Wuchang bream), 672 nucleotides long. It is a transcript of the gene spcs1, whose product is annotated as signal peptidase complex subunit 1. The record is from RefSeq and is a predicted model, not a curated record. Gene Ontology annotation, biological process: protein targeting to ER. The transcript has 4 exons. NCBI's taxonomy places the organism in Eukaryota, Metazoa, Chordata, Actinopteri, Cypriniformes, Xenocyprididae. The coding region runs from base 221 to 535 and encodes 104 amino acids. Gene Ontology annotation, cellular component: endoplasmic reticulum membrane; signal peptidase complex.